This is a messenger RNA of Aspergillus steynii IBT 23096, 396 nucleotides long. RefSeq names its product GFA family protein. The transcript is spliced from 5 exons. Gene Ontology annotation, molecular function: carbon-sulfur lyase activity. The record is from RefSeq and is a predicted model, not a curated record. The coding region runs from base 1 to 396 and encodes 131 amino acids. NCBI's taxonomy places the organism in Eukaryota, Fungi, Ascomycota, Eurotiomycetes, Eurotiales, Aspergillaceae.
AUGCCGUACACCGGACACUGUAAUUGCGAAAGCAUCCGCAUCACGCUGGCGAGUCAGCCUGAGAAUUCGGUCAUCUGUCAUUGUGCGAGUUGCAAGAGAGCCGGAGGGAGUGUUUUCUCGACAAACUACUUUGUCGGCGAGGAGGAAAUCUCCCUGGAAGAUGCCCAGGGGACGUUAAGGAUCUACGACGACACCAAGACGGCGUCGGGAAACGUUGCGCGGCGCCACUUCUGCUCGAACUGUGGAAGUCCGAUUUAUACGAAAACCCCCAGCGCGCCGGGGAAGCUGUACCUGAAGGCGGCGCUGUUCGAUCGGAUAUCGUCGCCGAAACUGGCGGUGUUUAAGGAACGACAGCCGGAAUGGGCGACGUUGGCCGGACCGGAGGGAGAGAUCUGA